This is a messenger RNA of Monodelphis domestica (gray short-tailed opossum), 6451 nucleotides long. NCBI's taxonomy places the organism in Eukaryota, Metazoa, Chordata, Mammalia, Didelphimorphia, Didelphidae. The record is from RefSeq and is a predicted model, not a curated record.
AAGAUUUGAUUUAUUAUAAGACAUCCAUGCUUCUUCAGAUCCAAGGUUUCAAUCUAUGGAUUAAGAAAAGGCUAGGGGGACAGUUAGGUGGGUCUGUGGAUUGAAAGCCAGGCCUACAGUCCAGAGAUCCUGAGAUCCAAUCUGUGUGUUCUUGAGCAAGUCCCUUAACCCCCAUUGCCUAGUCCUUACUACUCUUCUGCUUUGUAACCAAUACACAGUAUUGAUUCUAAGAUUGAAGAGGAGAAGAGAGGAAGGAAGGGGAAGAGAGGAGAGGAGAAAGGCUGGAUAUGAAAUAUGAAAAUAUAUUUUCAAAAGUUAAAAUUGGUCACAGUAUUCAUUUUACUGAUAUUUUUCUGCCCCAGACUCAAAGAGACUAAUGUCAUUGACCUCAUCGCUUUUUUAUUUUUCCCUGAAUCAGGUCAAGCACUUUCAGUCAUUCUUCUAUGUAAAAUCUUCAAAGGAAAAGCAGGCCAUAGUCAACUAGAGAAGCUUGCAGGUUUUUACUUAUCUGUUUUUCACUCCUUUGUUAUCAAAGAAAAACAGCAAAGGGAAAGAGGGGUGGAAUUGUGGGAUGCUUAUGCAGAAAAGAGAGUAAAAACAAAAAGCUGGGUGUGGAGUGUGUGUAAUAACUGCUAUCACAGGAGUAAGUAUCACUGCUAUCACAGUGGGUUUAGCAGGUGACUUAAUUGAACACUAACAUGGGGGGUGGGUGGGGUGGCACAAGACAAAUUGCCCAAAGAGGGAUAAACCAGCUCAAGUCAGAAAAUGUUCCUAAAGUAGGUCAAAGUUUCUAAUCCAUAAAGGUGUGAGAACAAGUCUGGGAGACCGUCUUUGAAAAAAUGAAUAAAAACAAAUGAAAUGAAUUUUUUUAAAUUUCAGUGUUCCUUAAUGCCUCUUAAAUGAAAUUUUAAAAUCCUCAGCCUAGCAUUGAAACAGCCUAGACCCUCCAUAGUCUAGCUCCUACCUUGUUAUCCACUCUUAUUUCAUACAAACUUCUUUCACUCACCCUAAAUUUAACCCCUAAUUUUAACCUUAACAACUCCAAGUUUGAUAGAACAGGCCUACUAAUUGUCCCCCUCAUCUCUUGCCUCAGUUCUUUCUCCCCAUGGGUGAAAUACCUUCCCUCUCUCAUUAUCUCUUCAUCUCAGAAUCCCACCCCCUUACAGUCACAUGCUUAGGUACCAACAACUCCCCCACAAGGCUUUUCUUGAUUCUUCCAGUUAGUGUUCUUUAACCCCUUGGAGUAACUUUGUACAUAUUAUUGUCUACUAAUCUGUAUACAUGAUCAAUUUUAGUCCCUUGAGGACAAGGGCACCUUCCUUUUCGGUCUCUGGCUCUCAAGUGCCUAGGACACCCAGUGCCUAAAAUAUAACAAGCACUUAAUGUUUGUUGAACUGAAUGUAAUUUUUCAGGAUUCCUAUCAGUACCCGGGAAAAUAGGGUUAAGGAGGAAACUACAGCAUGAACUCUGUGGAUAAAGGAACUUAAAAGAGUAUAGCCUCAUGAUUUGUUUUCUGAUUUCAAUCUUGUUUUGUAUCCAUAGUGCUUCUAGGUGGCACAAUGGAUAGAGUGCUCGACCUAGAGCCAAGAUAAACAAAUCCAGCCUCAUAUACUUACUAGCUGUCUGACCCUAGGCAAGUCUUUUAACCUCCAUUUGCCUCAGUUUCCUCAUAUGUAAAAUGGGGUACAAUAGAGCCUACCUCCCUUCACUCAUUUCAGACAAAACAAUAGAACCUAAGGGAGACUUCAAUCAAAUGUUAACCCUUUGGUCUUAGUAGUUUCUCCCACUGUAACAAAGACUUCUCCCAGGCAGUCCAGUCCAGGGCUGACCCCUUCCCUUUUGUAUCCAUUGCAAAACAUCAGCCUCACCCUGAUAAUCCUGUCUUGGGCUUCCCAUUUCCUUGUAACCAUGGUAAUGCCAGUCAAUGUUACUUCUUUUGUCCUUAGUUUCCCAAAAGGUAUAGGAGUUCUAUUGUCCUUUGGAGAAUCAUCUAGCAUGGUGAUCCUCUCAGAGAUACUGUUGCCAGAGUGCCAGAGCCUGUGGUUGUGUGUGGUUUUUCGGCCCUUGGACUUUGUGGCAGCAGAAUAUUGAACUCUAUCCCUCUCCUGAUUAAAGACUUGCUUUUUCUGACUCUUUUAGUAGCUCUGUAUUUUUCUGGGGUUAACAGUCUACACAGAUUGACAAUAAGAACAACAAAAAUGUAUUUAUUGGUUCUUUCUCUAGAGAUAGACACUCACAAGUUGUUCUUUAAACAUUAGUUUUGUAGCUAUACAUAAUGUUCACUUAUAGGUUAAGUUUUUUAUCAAUUACUUGAUGUGGGGAAGCUGGGUAGCUCAGUGGAUUGAAAGCCAGGCCUAGAGGUCCUAGGUUUAAAUCUGACCUCAACCACUUCCAAGCUGUGUGACCCUGGGCAAGUCAUUUAACCCCCACUGCCUAGCCCUUACUGAUUCCAAGAAGGUAAGGAAUGUUAAAAAAAUAAAUAAAUAACUUGAUGGUUGUUUGACACUUAUAUAGUAUUUUAGGGUUUGCAAAGGAAUUCACAGAGUUCUGAUUUUACCUCACAAAUUUAUUAUGAGCUUAAGAGCUGUGAAGAUUAAAUUUAACUCUCCCCUAAUUGGGAAGAUGAAAUUGUAACCCUGCCUAUUUUUAGAUCCAAUCACCAAAAGUGUAAACACCCCAUUCACACUUGAGUGGGGGUGGGAGGCAGAGUCUGUGACCCACCUGGGCAAUAGUGGGUGAUGAAUCAGAAUGAAACUAACUGCCCCUGGGCAGUCUUAAAGCAAAGCUUCAACUGUAAUUGGUAAUUAGGGGAAGGCACAGGAAGUGACCCAAAAGAAAGUAUCUUUAAAAGGGAGUUACAACUUUCUGAGUGGAGUUCUGAGUUUGAGUUGAGACUGGAGAAGAAUCUGCUGACUGGACCUGAAUGAGGCUGUUCUUAGGUCUCUUCCCAUUGAACUGACACAUACAUGGUGAGUGAAAAGGCUGACUCCUUUCCUAGAUAUUUUCUGAGGAAACUAGCCUCAGGAGAGACCCACCUCUUGAGAGUUUUCCCCAAGUCCUCAGCUUUGUUGAGAGCCCUUGAAACUAACUCUCCCUGCCCAGGUUGAGCCAGGGGCCAGGAGCAAAUUAGUUCAUGCUUAGGCACUAACUUCUCUUACCCUAUCCUCUCUCUGAUUUUCUGUACUCUUUCUAUAUUUUGUAAAUAAAUUGAAAAUAAAUCCCUUUGGAAUUCAUAUAAAUUCUUGGUGACGCUAUUUUAAAUAGAACCCAGUCCAACCUUUUAGAAUAUAACCCCUUUCUCCCCUUACAGAGCUAUAGGGAUUCUGAGCUCUUCUUGACAGAUGAGGAAACUGACACCAAGAGAAGUGAAGUGAUUUGUUUAGGGCCACAUAGUUAGUAAAUGACUGAACAGUUUCUUCUGGUUCUAACUCCUUUACUCUAACCAUUAUACCACUAUGCCUUCCAGAAGGGGUAAUAUGUUCUAUUUAUAGAUGCUUCUAGAUAUGUAACAUAUAAAGAGUUGCUUUAUAUGCCCUGUAAACUUCUAAAUUCUUUAUGGUUUUCAGCAGAUGUGAACUUCAGGAAUAUAAGCACACAUGUUGUUCCUCAGGCUUAGAACUUUUCUUUUUCACCUUCCACCCAGAGAACUGGGGUGUAGACACUUGGCAAUAACACACAUUCAUCAAUCCAGAUACCCAGAUACUCUAGGGUAUUGUUAAAUACUACAAAAACCUCAUUAAUUUGAAAUCUCAUGAUUAGGGGAGGAGGCAAGAUGACAUUUUUCUAACUAUUAAAAAAUGUAUAUUAAAAAGAGAGAAAAGAAGAUAAAGACUUCAACUCUUAAAACUUAAAUUGCCUAUUUAUAAUAGGAUAGAUGUAAGGAAGAAAGGAAACAAGCAUUUAUUAAAUGCCUAUUAUGUCAGGAACUGUGUUAAGCACUGUACAAAUCUCUCUCAUUUUUCCCUCACAACUCCUCUAGGAAGUAGGUGGGAUUAUGACUCCAUUUUAUAGUUGAGGAAAUUGAGACAGAAAGAGGUUAAGUGACUUCCCUCUGGUCACACUGGAUAAGUAUCUGAGAUGAGAUUUGAACUCAGGACUUCCAGAUUCCAGGCUGUGAACUUUAAAACUACCCCACCCUACUCAGACCUGUUACUUGAGAUUUGAUUCAGCUACCUCCUACUUGGUCUAACAGAAUCAGGAAUGUCUUGGGAACUUUUAAAUUACUGCACCCUACUUAAGAUACUUAAGAUACAUACUUACCUUUGGGGGAAGAUAAAAUUGUAAUCUGCUGAUUGAACAAUGAAGAUACUUAGUUCUCACCUUAUAGUCAAGCUAGAACUUUAAGCUAAGUCUAUUUUUAGAUCUAAUACAAAAAGGUGUUAAGUAACUGUAAAGGUUAAAUUAAUCACUAAAAGGUCAAGUAACUCACAAAAGGUGAACUUCACAAAGAGGUGUGAAGUAACUCAAAGGAUAUAAUCAAAUCAAAGAAGGUGAGAACUAAAAGUAUGGGCAGUCCUGGAGAAAAAGUCUUUGAUGUGAUUGGAAGAUGUGAAAACUUAGAGGAGGAGACACAAGGGUGAGCGGUCUAUAUAUUUGGGAUUUUUCCUGUCAAAAACACACUCUUCCCCCCUGCAGCCACUUCCAAGAUGGCAAUGUCUCUGGGCUCCAACACCUACAAUAGGCAGAACUGGGAGGACUCAGACUUCCCUAUUCUAUGUCAGACAUGCCUUGGAGAAAAUCCUUACGUUCGGAUGACCAAAGACAUAUAUGGAAAAGCAUGCAAAAUUUGUGCCAAGCCGUUCACAGUGUUCCGCUGGUGCCCCGGGGUUCGCAUGCGUUUUAAGAAGACUGAAGUGUGCCAAACCUGCAGCAAGCUAAAAAAUGUGUGUCAGACCUGCCUUUUGGACCUAGAAUAUGGCUUACCUAUUCAGGUUCGUGAUGUGGGACUGUCCCUUAAAGAUGACAUGCCCAAGUCUGAUGUGAACCAAGAAUACUACACACAGAAUGUUGAGCGAGAGAUUUCUAACUCUGAUGGAACCCGGCCAGUUGGCCUUCUUGGGAAGGCUACAGCUACCAGUGACAUGCUGCUCAAAUUGGCUCGCACCACCCCUUACUACAAACGGAACCAUCCUCACAUUUGUUCCUUCUGGGUGAAAGGAGAAUGUAAGAGAGGAGAGGAGUGUCCAUAUAGACAUGAGAAGCCUACAAAUCCUGAGGAUCCUCUUGCUGAUCAGAAUAUCAAAGACCGAUAUUAUGCCAUUAAUGACCCUGUGGCAGACAAGCUUCUGAAAAGGGCUUCCACAAUGCCUCAUCUGGACCCCCCAGAUGAUAAGACUAUCACCACACUCUAUGUUGGAGGCCUUGGAGAUACAAUCAGUGAGGCAGAUCUCAGAAAUCAUUUUUACCAGUUUGGUGAGAUACGAACGAUAACCGUGGUGCAGAGGCAGCACUGUGCUUUCAUACAGUUUGCCACAAGGCAAGCUGCAGAGAUGGCUGCUGAGAAGUCCUUUAACAAACUGAUCCUCAAUGGAAGAAGGCUUAAUGUGAAAUGGGGAAGAUCACAGGCAGCCAGAGGAAAAGAAAAGGAAAAAGAAGGAACCACAGACUCUGGACUUAAGCUGGAGCCUGUUCCUGGACUUCCUGGAGCUCUUCCUCCUCCUCCUCCUCCUCCAACAGCUGAAGAAGCCUCUGCCAAUUAUUUUAAUCUCCCUCCCAGUGGUCUCCCAGCAGUGGUUAAUAUUGCCCUGCCCCCACCUUCUAGAAUUGCACCUCCAUCCCCACCAGGUUUUGGACCACAAGUGUUCCACCCAAUGGGACCACCUCCUCCCUUCAUGCCAGCUCCAGGCCCCAUCCACUAUCCUUCCCAGGAUCCCCAGAGGAUGGGGGCUCAUGCAGGAAAACACAGCAGUUCCUAACAUCCUGCCCUGUGCUUGGGCUCUGAGUCAGAAAGGCGCUUUAGAAAUAUAUAUUUUUUUCUAUGUAAGUUUUCAUGGUAGCAUUUAACAUGCUAAGAUAUGGGCAAAAAAGAGAACUGGAGCCACGUUCCUGAGUCCAGGGCAAGUGGAGGAGCCCUGUUAAACUGAUAUGAACCAAUCUGGUCACUACCUAAACAUGUCCUUCUGGUUUUUGACCAUACAGGAAAAAGAGGGUCAGGGUGAGUUUGGAGUUUCUGGGAACCUUUAAGAGAGUCAUAAUUCUAAUUGUAUAUAUUUUUUUGUGUUUUGGUUUGACAGACUUUGACCUGGGUUGAAAAUAAAGAUUCAACAAUGUUUUAAAUUCAUUCUUUUGCUAGUACCAGUCAUUAGGGGGAGUCAUUAAGUAUGAUUUCCCUGUUACCCAAAGUCAAACUUGUGAAAAGUGAACACCCCUAGCUAGAUACUUUCUUUCCUCCCUUAUCCUCCUCUCACUAAAGGAGCCUCUGCAACAAAACAAAACAAAUUUCUAUUCAGUC